AUGGCUCAGGAGGGAUCCAGUAUAGAAAUGGGCACCAGUGACCAGGUCCUGGUUGCUGCCAAGAAGUCCAAGAAACUUGUAUAUGGAAUAGGUUUCAUCGCAAUGGUGGCAGUAAUCGCGGUGGUUGUCACACUUAUAGUGGUGUUUGCAGCCGAUGUAGGAGGCGCCGAUACCACCACUACACCGCAGGGCCCAACAUCAGUGACAACGCCUUCACCAACGCCAUCACCAGAUCCUGAUCCCACGGAUACUACAACACCAUCAUUUACAACACCAGUGCCACCAACACCAACUCCUCCUCAGGAGAUAGAUUUGGAUGCGAUAUUAAACGGUCAAUUUUCCGCCGCAAAUUUCAACGGCACUUGGACUUCUGGUAGCGAAAUAUUAUUGCGUAACAGUUAUGGAAACCUUGUUAAAUAUAAUGUUGAUGAAGAUGAUACGUUAUUAGUAGUAUCGAACGCGUCACAGUACUUAUUGAAUUCUUAUCAGUUCAAUGAAAUGUCAGGGGAUCAAAGAUACAUCGCACUGUCUUUUAACGAAUUAACUGAAUAUAGAUAUAGCUUUUAUGCGCAGUACGUAGUAAUAGAUACACGUACAGAAGACGAGUACCUAAUCACACCACCAGGUGUCGCUGAAGCGUUACUCCAAAACUUCAGAUGGGCACCUUCAGGCCCUGGAUUCGCUUUUGUAUAUGAAAAUAAUGUGUAUUACCAAUCAAAUUUAACAAACGAACCUGUACAAAUAUCUACGAAUGGCAAACAAGGCAUUAUUUAUAACGGAGUUCCUGAUUGGGUGUAUGAAGAGGAAGUGUUCGCCUCGAAUAACGCCAUCUGGUUUUCAAAAGACAGCAACAGACUAGCGUACGCCACAUUCGAUGACACCAAUGUACGGAUAAUGAGAAUACCUAACUUCGGAAUUCCUGGAUCCGUUGAACAUCAAUAUACAAAACAUCAUGAUAUAAAAUACCCAAAGUCUGGUACAAUAAAUCCCACCGUGUCAGUAAUUUUAAGGCUAUUGGAAGAUGGAACCCAAUCCGUCUACACCGCACCUUCUGAUCUCACUGAGCCAAUUUUAAAGACUGUGACAUUCGUGAACGCAAACACGAUAGGUGUGAUGUGGACCAAUCGCGUUCAAACGCAAUUCGUGGUAGAAUUAUGCACUCAAGGUACUGCAGUUUGCCGAAGGAUCUACAGUUACACUGAAGUCAAUGGAUGGGUUGACAACAUUCCUUUGAUUUUCAACGAACAAGGAACUGCUUUUAUUACUAUUUUACCAUAUGCAGUAAACAACGUACUUUAUAAGCAAGUAGUGCAAGUGUCGCAGGGUGCGACACCCACUGCUCUCUGGACCCUUUCUGGGCGCUCAAAUACCGCUCAUACAGUUGUCAAGAUCCUGAAAUGGACCUCUAGUGACGUGAUCUGGUACCUAGCCACAAAAGAACGCGAUGCCACAGAGCAGCACAUCUACAGCCUCACCAGUACCGGCUUGACCUGUUUCACCUGUGACUUACGAAGGCCGGACGGAGAAUUAUGCCUUUACAAUGACGGUGUUUUAAAUGACGACACCACUAGACUCACGCUCAACUGUAAUGGACCGAAUGUACCGCAAGUCUUUAUUUACAAUACGAACGGCACCCUUAUAAGAGUAUGGGAGGAAAACCGAGAUGUAGCAGAACUGAGUAGUUCAGUAGAAUUACCGGUAACAUUCCGCGAGGAUGUUUACCUCGGAGCUGGUAUUCCAGAUGGGAAAGUACUUAUACAAGCGCCUCGGGACUAUUUGAGUAGGACCAACUUGCCAUUGCUGGUUAAUGUUUAUGCUGGUCCUGAUACAGCGCAAGUGACAAAGCAAUGGAAUGUGGACUGGGGCACCUAUCUGGUCAGCCGGUUUGGCAUCGUCGUAGCGAAGAUUGACGGACGAGGGUCUGGUCUCCAGGGAGUUCAGAACAUGUUCGCGGUUAAUAGGAAACUUGGUACUGUGGAGGUGGAAGAUCAGAUUACCGUUACUAAAUACCUCCAAGACCGACUGUCCUUCGUAGAUCGGAACCGUACCUGUAUUUGGGGCUGGUCGUACGGCGGUUACGCGUCUUCAAUGGCUUUGGCCCGCGGAGGUGACGUCUUCAGAUGCGCCAUAGCCGUUGCACCAGUUGUCGACUGGCAUUAUUAUGACACCAUCUACACAGAAAGAUACAUGGACACACCUCAAGCCAACCCUGAGGCGUAUGCCAAUUCUUCAUUACUAACAGAUGCAGUGGUGGAAUCUUACCGCGGUAAGCGUUACUUCCUGGUCCACGGAACUGAGGAUGACAAUGUACAUUACCAACACGCCAUGUUAUUCUCAAGACGACUACAGUUGAAAGAUGUCUAUUUCACGCAGAUGAGUUACACAGAUGAAGACCACGGAUUAGGUGGAGUAAAGCAACACUUAUACCACGCCCUUGAAAAGUUCCUAAAAGAAAACAUGUUGUAG
Pieris macdunnoughi is the source of this 2466-nucleotide messenger RNA. The record is from the annotation of a GenBank genome assembly. Lineage: Eukaryota; Metazoa; Arthropoda; Insecta; Lepidoptera; Pieridae.